This is a messenger RNA of Penicillium cinerascens, 414 nucleotides long. RefSeq lists its product as uncharacterized. The transcript is spliced from 2 exons. The record is from RefSeq and is a predicted model, not a curated record. Bases 1 to 414 code for a protein of 137 amino acids. Lineage: Eukaryota; Fungi; Ascomycota; Eurotiomycetes; Eurotiales; Aspergillaceae.
AUGAAUCCCAUGCUCGAUGACACCCUUUCGCCUUCCGUGAAGCGGAUCAAGAAGAUCGACUUUGUGAGCCGCUCAGAAGUUCGUGUGGACUUCGAGGCAUUACUAGCUGCAUUACAACCUAUUGACGGUGAUCUUCAGUCAUGGGCGGCAGAGUUUUACAAAGACCUCGACCGCUAUAGAGCCAACCGUGAAGGCGCGGCAGAGCCAAAGGAUCUUCAGCAAGAGAAGGAGCGCAUAGUCUCUGAAAUUCAAAGGGUCGAAUCGUACUGCCAAGAGCUGGAAAGAAGUUGUGCUUGCAUUUUCGAAGAAGUGAACCAGUUAAAUUCAUUGAUGCAAGAGCGCCUUGAGGACAUUUGCAUUUAUGAGAAGUAUAUGUCCAGCCCCGAGUGUGAGCGUCCAUCAAUCCAGCCCUGA